This is a messenger RNA of Eremomyces bilateralis CBS 781.70, 393 nucleotides long. RefSeq lists its product as uncharacterized. NCBI's taxonomy places the organism in Eukaryota, Fungi, Ascomycota, Dothideomycetes, Eremomycetales, Eremomycetaceae. The transcript has a single exon. Bases 1 to 393 code for a protein of 130 amino acids. Gene Ontology annotation, biological process: regulation of transcription by RNA polymerase II. Gene Ontology annotation, cellular component: Rpd3S complex. The record is from RefSeq and is a predicted model, not a curated record.
AUGAAAAAUUCCGUCAGCAUCGAUCUCUCUUAUCGUCAACUAACCCCCAUCUCCCAGUCGGACAACGAGGAGGCCUGCAAAGCCUGCAACGGUGGCGGCCUGCUCGUGGUUUGUGAUAACUGCGACAAUGCAUAUCAUUUCCUGUGCGCCGAUCCUCCGCUGGAAGAGAGCUCGCAGAGAUUAGACAAGCCUUGGUAUUGCAAUCCUUGCGCGUCGCGCGACGAGAACCCUCGCCGCUAUGAACGCACCAUCUUCCAGCCGCUGCUUCAGGCCGCCGAUAAUACGUGCCCGCAACUUUUCGAACUUCCGCGAUGGCUGGAGAAUCAUUUCGAAGGUGUCCGGCGUGGUCCCGGUGGCGAUUACGAUGACUCGGUUCCCGCCGAAAAGAUGUGA